This is a messenger RNA of Seriola aureovittata, 4161 nucleotides long. RefSeq names its product ring finger protein 34b (gene rnf34b). Gene Ontology annotation, molecular function: ubiquitin protein ligase activity. The record is from RefSeq and is a predicted model, not a curated record. Gene Ontology annotation, biological process: proteasome-mediated ubiquitin-dependent protein catabolic process; negative regulation of extrinsic apoptotic signaling pathway via death domain receptors; protein K48-linked ubiquitination. Gene Ontology annotation, cellular component: plasma membrane; cytoplasm. Bases 852 to 2081 code for a protein of 409 amino acids. NCBI's taxonomy places the organism in Eukaryota, Metazoa, Chordata, Actinopteri, Carangiformes, Carangidae. The transcript is spliced from 9 exons.
CAGGGCCUGACAGGAAAAAGAGUAGGAGGACUAAGACAACCACUGCACCUUUCACACACUGCAGGAUGGAUUCAAAGUAGAUUCUGCCAUCCUGCCUCAGCUUUACAUUUACCCCUGAACCCCAAGCCCGUGUACGGGAUGGAAAACCCACCUUUCUUAAGAGAAUCGCCAAAAAUAAACAUUUUAUCAAAGCCAGAAGCUGUAGAGACUGAGAGAAUCGUCGGAUUUUCAGCUUUCCCGUGGUCCGUGAACUAACCAUGUGUGACUUACGCUUCCGUCAGAGAAUGUGGCAGAAUUUAAGUUUCAAUUUGAAGUUCCUCGAAAUCGCUCCAGUCUAGUGGAUUUUUUUUUAAGUCCAAAAAAUUAACAGGUUGCUCUAGCUAAAUCAUUAAAAAAAAGAGAAAAAAACAGAUAAAUCUACGCUUCUCCCCGCAGCCACGAUGACCUCGAUGUCAGCCGCCCAACACGUGGUCACGUCACACUAACGCAGUUACCUGUCUUUGUUUUACAAAAGAGCAGAUCCUGGAUGAACACACGUGGAUGCCACACACACAUAAAACAUAAAAAGUUUGAGUUGUAAAACACAUUUAUCAUGGCACAAAAAGGUUAUAGAUUGAAGAAAGCUGUUCGUAAGUUACUGGAAGAGAGUUUGAGCUGCGAGGACGAAGAAAACGACGAAGAAAACGACGAAGAAAACGAAAGAAAACAACCGGAGUCGAGGCGAGUCAGGCGAGGAUUCUGAGCCGUCUUCAUCCGUAUGAUUCUCCUAAAAGGACACUAGAGGUGAUCUUCAAUCAGAGAUAAUACAGUAAAAGACAGUGCUCUUUGUAGAAAAGGCAGGGGCAUCGUCCAUGUGGGCGUCAUGCUGUGGGCUGCUGAACGAGGUGAUGGGCACGGGCACGGUGCGGGCGCAGCAGCCGGGGUUUGGAGCAGGGGCGGGGCCCUUCCGCUUCGCCCCCAGCGCUGGGUACUCCACCUACCCCCCCACCAGCUCAGGGAGCGCUGGACAGCUGUGCAAGGCCUGCGGUCUGGCCUUCUCUGUCUUCAGACGCAAGCACAUCUGCUGUGAUUGUAAGAAGAGUUUCUGCGCCCUGUGCUCGGUGCUGCAGGAGAACCUGCGCUGCUGCACAACCUGCCACCUGCUGCGCGGCACGGCCUUCCAGCGGCCUCGGCUCAUGCAGCUCCGAGUGAAAGACCUGCGCCAGUACCUGCUGCUGCGCAACAUCCCCACCGACACAUGCAGGGAAAAAGAGGACCUGGUGGACCUGGUGCUCUGUCAUCAGGGGACGAGGGAGACCCAGAGAACGGUGGUGGAAGAGGACGAGGAGGACGAGGAGGAAGAGGAGGAAGAAGAGGACACACAUGAGGAGGAGGAGGAGGAGGAGGAAGAGGAGGACGAGGAGGAAGAUGAAGGGGGAGAUGACACAGACAGUCUGCACUCCCUCCCCCACUCCCGCGCCGCCUCGCCCCCCUCCGCCACGCGCUCCACCUCUGAACAGUCGGUCCUCUCCGCCUCUCAGGGAGACGUGCUCAGCCCAAGUGACAGCUCAGGGACCACCAGCCAGGAGCAUGAGGAUACUCCAACAGCGUCCCUCUUGAACCUGGAGCCCACUGAAAAUAUCAUGGAGGUCAGUCCGGCGACACAGAGGAGGAUCAGGGCCUCGCUGUCUGAUCUGGACAAUGAAGAAGCGAUAGAAAACCUCUCCGUCCGCCAGCUCAAAGAGAUUCUCGCCAGGAACUUUGUCAAUUACUCCGGCUGCUGCGAGAAGUGGGAGCUGCUGGAGCGAGUGCAUCGACUCUACAGAGAAAAUGAGCAAAACAGGAAAUCCAUGGAAAAUGUGAGCAUAACUGCAGUGGUUGCAUAUCCUCCACCUCUCUGCAACAGUGGUGUUGGAGAUGGUGUCAAAGCUCAGCUGGCGGCUGACGAAAACUUGUGUCGCAUCUGCAUGGAUGCCAUCAUCGACUGUGUGCUGCUGGAAUGUGGUCACAUGGUAACCUGCACCAAAUGCGGAAAGAGGAUGAGCGAGUGCCCCAUCUGCAGGCAGUACGUAGUGCGGGCCGUGCACGUCUUCAAGUCUUAAAACUCCGAGCGUGUGCGCGUCAGAGCAGCCCUCAGGCGUGCACGUGGCCCGAGCCCUGAAUCUCUCACUGAGGAUGUACUGCCGUGCAUGACGUCUCACAGGGCCUAAUGCUGCAGCAGGCGCGAGCAACUUCCCGGUCUUUGAAACCAAACUGUUGCCUCUGGCCUACCACGGUUUGUCUCCCCCCCCCCCCCCCCCCCCCCCCCGAUCCCCUCUUACUAACUCAUGUUCCAGUCCCACUUCUCCUCCCUGGUGGGCCAUCUUCAGCUGCACCGGGACACUCACUCUUUCUCUCUUAGCUCUGUUAAACACACAGCAGAACCCCGCUGCCAUCACUUUCUACUCUCCAUUCUCUGUUUAGAUUUUACUCACAGGAGAGGAGAGGAGGAGGUCGCGUGGAUACUUGAAGUGGAUCGGGUUUUUUCUGUGUGCUGAAGGGAAACAGUGUGAUGAAAAAAAAAAAAAAAAAUAUAUAAGAUCCCAGGGUUAGAGUCAAUAUGGUUUACACAGUCAUGCCACAUGACACCGUGUUAUCUCCCUCAGUGUUCUUUAGGAUGUGCAAUAUCAGAAAAAAAAAAAAAGAGACUUACACGUUUCUAGAAAAUGUCAAUUCUUUAAUCCGAACACCACAUGCACCAAGUCGUCUCGUCUCACACGCAGGAGGGUGUAAGGUGCCAAACGUCAUGCCUUUGAUUGAUUGAUUGAUAUUUGGGUUAGGACUUCACAGUAUAUGCAUCUCAUAACCAGCAAGCUUGGUGUGAUAGUUUACUCCUUUUUUCUUUUUUUUUUUUCUGUUUUCUCAAAUGAAACUUUAGGAAAUAAAAGUGUGUACAUGUAAACCUUUGAACACUCACUGUGUGAAUGUGUUUCCUCAUAUAAAACGAAGUGCACAGAUGUGGUUUCUGCUGACGACACGCCACCUGCCGCACUACAUUCCUGUUACACGUACUGAGCGUGAAAGUUCAUUCUGGACCUUCUGAAGCAGCAGUAAGACAAAAAAAAAAGGGACAUCCAAACUCAAGGCCCAUUUACUAACUUUUUCCUGGCUUUAACCCACAUGUCACGGUCUUCAUCAGCGGAUAGCUUCCUCAGCGAUGGUUCAGCAUGACCCAAGGUGGCCCCCGGGGGAAGACCAUGAGAUGCAGCUGAAAGAUAAAGCUAUUAAGUGGCACCUUGAGUUAAGAUACUAUUUUUAGCUCCUUAUUCCUCUUUAAUUUUAAAAUAACUUCCACCAAGCAAUACCAUAUAAUUUACAAGUCUACCAAGUGUCUUUGUUCGAUUGUGUUGUCCGUUAAUGUCGAAUCUUAGGGUAGGUAACAGGUGCUACUUCCUCUUUUCUGAGUGUAACAUCCACAUCAACCUUUUUAUCAUGUUGUCGAGGCGUCCUUCCAGACAUCCAGUGAGAGGUAGAAGAAGCCUGGUUUACUUUAACCUGUUAUGCAAAUGAAACACUUUGUUUUCUUGUCAUGAGAUCCAGUUAACUCAGAUGUCACUAAAAUAUCUAUGUGUACAGUAUGCCUGUGGUAUGUUUAAAAAAAAAAAAAAGGAAAAAAAAGCUGAAUUGCUGUUUAAGUGAAUCGCAUAGAUAGUUUAUAUUGUUGUUUACUGAUAAGUUAUUAAAUGUAUAUUUUUCCAUGUACUUGGGAGAUGACAUGAUUUAAAAUUCUAAUCAAUACAAAGGGUUUAAAAAUAAAAAUAUACUGUUUUUCAGAAUGUAUUUCUGCUGGUUUUGGUCAGAAGAGUUUCCUCGGUCCUCUGAUCGCGUCAGUCUCUCACCAUUAAAGCUGCGUCCUGGUCUCGCUUUCUAGCACUUUUCGUUGUCGUCUGCUUCAGAUCUAAACCUGACACUGACACCAUGCACUGUAACAAACACUGUAACUCUGUAAGUCUGUUUGUUGAUGCUGCUGUUUCUCAAAGAUGUCAUUCAUGGGCAGCUACAGUAUUAUCAGAGUAGGAGGGGGUAUCAUGAGCACUCAUAAUCCUGGAUCUUUAUAUUUUGGAAUGUUGAACCUUUUUAUUUUGGUAAACAAGAGAAAAAUGAUUUAUUAGAUUCAAUAAAAUGCAGUACUACAAACCAAAA